CUGGCGCAUGUCUAAAAUAUUAACUCUGUCAUACUAACUGCUUCCUGUGAAUUGCUGUAGAUUUGUGAUUUAGCUGAGGGAGACGAUUGGCCUUAAUUUCACCUUUUGAGAAUGGCCAGCUCUGUGGCUGCAACUGCCCGGCCCCGUCGGAAAGUACAAAGACUUGGGUCCAUAUAUGAACCUCUCAAGCUGUCCAGUCUCCAUAUUGAGGAUGAGCCCUUAUGGGAUAAGUUAGACCACUACUACAAUGCAGUCAAGGAAACCAUUCUGUACUACCAGAGUCCCACCACAGGGCUUUUUCCAGUCAAGACAUGCUCCACCUGCAAGGACGCCAAAGUCCGGGACUGCCUGUAUUGUGCUGCUGGUGUCUGGGCCCUGGCCUUGGCCUACCGGCGCAUUGAUGACAAUAUGGGGCGUACCCAUGAGCUGGAGCACUCAGCUAUCAAAUGCAUGAGGGGGAUUCUCUACUGCUACAUGAGACAGUCUGAUAAGGUGGAGCAGUUUAAACAGGAUCCCAACCCCGCCAAGUGUCUGCACUCAGUGUUCAAUGUGGACACCGGUGACGAGGUCCACGGCUACGGAGAAUACAACCACCUGCAGAUCGAUGCUGUUUCUCUGUUUCUGCUCUACCUGGUGGAGAUGAUCUGCUCUGGUCUGCAGAUCAUUUACAACACUGAUGAGGUUUCCUUCAUCCAGAACUUGGUGUUCUGUGUGGAGAGAGCCUACAGGGUGCCUGACUUCGGCAUGUGGGAGAGAGGCAGCAAAUACAACAACGGCAGCACAGAGCUGCAUUCCAGCUCCGUUGGCCUGGCUAAAGCUGCUCUGGAGGCCAUCAAUGGAUUUAACCUGUUUGGAAACCAGGGCUGUUCAUGGUCAGUGAUAUUUGUGGAUCUGGACGCCCACAACAGAAACAGGCAAACCCUCUGCUCCCUACUGCCCCGAGAGUCACGCUCCCAUAACACAGAUGCUGCCUUGCUUCCAACCAUCAGCUAUCCUGCGUUUGCAGUGGACGAUGACGCCCUCUACACUCAGACACUUGACAAGAUUGUCCGCAAGCUGCGGGGCAAAUAUGGCUUCAAGCGCUUCCUCCGUGAUGGCUACCGCACCGCAAAUGAAGACAAGAAUCGCCGCUAUUACAAACCUGCAGAAAUGAAGCUUUUUGAUGGGAUCGAGUGCGAGUUUCCCAUGUUUUUCAUCUACAUGAUGAUUGACGGUGUGUUCAGAGGAAAUAAGGCUCAGGUCAAAGAAUACCAGGAACUUCUUGAACCCGUCAUCUUCCAGUCUUUUGACGGCCACCCUGUGAUCCCUAAAUACUACCACGUACCAGCUGACUUUGUGGAGGCGGAGCAGAACAAGCAUGGAAGCCAGAAGCGUUUCCCUAGUAACUCUGGUCGAGAUGGGCAGUACUUCCUGUGGGGUCAGGCCCUUUACAACAUCGCCAAGCUGCUGGUGGAUGAGUUGAUCAGCCCUAAAGAUAUUGAUCCCAUCCAUCGUUAUGUGCCUCGCCAGGACCAGCGCAACGUCAGCAUGCGAUACUCCAAUCUGGGCCCCAUAGAGAAUGAUGUUGUGAUUCACACGUGCCUGAUCGCUGAGAGCCAGAGACUCCAGGUCUUCCUGAACACCUACGGCAUUCAGACCCAGACGCCCCAACAGGUGGAGCCCAUCCAAAUCUGGCCUCAGAAGGAACUGGUCAAGGCGUACCGUUUCCUCGCCGUCAACAAGAAGCUGGGGUUGAGUGGGCGUCCAGAUAGGCCAGUUGGCUGCAUCGGGACCUGCAAGAUUUAUCGUAUCCUGGGCAAGACGGUGGUGUGCUACCCAAUAGUGUUUGAUCUAAGUGACUUUUACUUGUCCCAAGAUGUCAUGCUGCUGAUCGAUGACAUUAAGAACGCCCUGCAGUUCAUCAAACAUAGCUGGAAGAUGCAGGGACGUCCUCUCUUCCUGGUUCUCAUCCGCGAGGAUAACAUCAAGGGAAGCCGCUUCAACCCAGUCUUGGACAUGCUCGCAUCGAUCAAGAAAGGCAACAUCGGAGGGGUCAAAGUUCAUGCGGACAGGCUUCAGACCCUGAUAUCUGGAGCCAUGGUGGAGCAGUUGGACUUCCUACGUGUCAAUGAAGCAGAGAUCCCAGAGUUUAAGAGCUUUGAGGAGCUGGAGAUGCCAAAGCACUCCAAGGUGAAGCGACAGAUGAGUACGCCCAAUGCAUCUGACCUGGAGCAGCAGCCAGAGAUCAGUGUGGAGGAAUGGCAGAAAAAACCCACCUUUGAGAUCAUGCAGAAGUUCCAUGACUGUAACUGCCUGGCCAGUCAGGCUCAGCUCGCAAGUAUCCUUAUCAAGAGAGAAGGACCAGACUUCCUUGCCAAAGAUGAGAACAUGAAUGAAGAGCUGGAGAGAAUCUACAGAAGCGCUGGCAGCAGAAAGCUUUGGUCUGUUGUCCGACUUGCCGCCAGUCUAUUAACUAAGCUAGUGGACAGCCUUGCCCCCAGUAUUACUAGUGUUUUAGUGCAUAGCAAGCAGGUGACUCUGGGUCUAUUUGGUCAUGAGGAGGAGGUGAUUUCCAAUCCACUGUCGCCAGGCGUGAUCCAAGGCAUCAUCUACGGAAAGUGCUCACCUCACGGUGGGGAGCGAGAGGCUGUUCUUCAGCAGGAGCUAGUCAUCCAUAUCGGAUGGAUUAUCUCCAACAACCCUGAGCUGUUCAGCGGCAUGCUCAAGAUCAGAGUCGGAUGGAUUGUCCAGGCCAUGAAACAUGAGCUGAAGAUCCGGGCAGGAGACAUGCCACCACAGGACAUCUACCAAAUGUCCCCCGGCGACAUCAAGCAGCUCCUGCUGGAUGUCCUACAGCCGCAGCACCACGGCAGGCCUUGGCUGAACAGGCGUCAGAUCGAUGGGUCUCUGAACAGGACUCCUCUUGGCUUUUAUGAUCGUGUUUGGCAGAUCCUGGAGAGGACCCCCAAGGGUAUAAUGGUGGCUGGGACUCACCUCCCACAGCAACCUACAUUGUCUGACAUGACCAUGUACGAGAUGAACUUCUCCCUGCUGGUGGAGGACACAAUGAAGAACAUUGUCCUUCCUGAGUACAGACAAAUCAUAGUGGAGUUGCUGAUGGUGGUGUCCAUAAUGCUGGAGAGAAACCCAGAGCUGGAAUUCAACGACAAGGUGGAUCUGGACACUCUGGUCAAGGCAGCUUUCAAUGAUUUCCAGAGAGAUCGCAGUCACUUUGAAGGCAUAGAGAAACAGGAUGACAUGCAGGCAUUUUACAACACACCACCAGUGGGACAGAGAGGCACCUCUAGCUACCUGACCAAGGCUGUUAUGAUCCUGUUGCUGCAGGGAAAUGUGAAGGUCUGCAAGGACGACCCAUGCACUGUUAGCUAGAUUUACAACACUUUGACCCCUAAUCCCAACCCACUGCAGUGUAGUCAUCAAAUGCCCCGCAAGGACUAUUAAGUUUCCAUCAAAUGCAUUGAGGAGAUAACCUCUAACCUCUCCAGUUUUCCUUCAGCACCACUCUGCUCACUCCUACAAGCUGCAGUACACUUUCACUGUGACAUUUGCCUCGGCAACAGCAGAGGUUGUUACAAUUUAUAAGUUACUAUUUUAUGCCCUUCUUCUCCGCAGGUUAUUUUAAGGGUUAAUAUACUGUGCAUCCAACAAUUAUGUUUAACUCAGUAGCACUGAGAACCUUGCUUCUCUAAACAUCUUCUUUUUUUUGCCAGAGUUCAGUCUCCAAGCUGUGUUGUGUAUUCAAAAGGUUUUAAUAGUGCUGUUACUGAUAAUAUGGCAGGUGAAAAUGUCACUUACCUCAAUACUGUUACCUUCCUGUACUUCUCACAUUUUACCUACCACUGUCAAAAUGAAAACUAAGUGAAGAGAAAAAUUACAAAAAUGAUCAUUAAGAUUGAUACCACUUGGUUAUCUGUAUGCUUAAUGUAAAACUACAGCCAUUAGAGAGUUAGUUUAGCUUGGCUUAGCAGAGACUGAAAAUAGGGGAAACCGACUAGCUUACCAGCACCUUUGAAUUUCACUAAAUAACAAGUUAGUAUUCACAAGUCUCUGCCUGGCAAUAUGAACUCGGUAAAAAUAGAAACUGUUUUUAAACUUAGGUGUUUAUACAGAUUAAACCUACAAAAUAAAACAUGCUACUUAAUGAGCUUUAGAGGUUCUGGUAGCUAGUUUUUGUGCAACUUUGGACGAAGUUAAGCUAGCUUUUUUCCCAGUUCCAUCCUUAAUGUUAACCUAAGCUAACUGUCAGCUAGCUUUAUAUUUAGCCUACUGUACAGACAUUUGAGUGUUAUCAAUCUUCUCAUCUCAGCUCUAUAAGAUAUGUAAAUUAUCAUACUGGUAUAUUCCCAACAUUUCUCAAACUAUCUCUUUAAUUUUUGGUUUUUCGUACAAAUCAAAUUUAGAUGUUCUUUACCAUGACUACCAGACAUUUUUAAAUAAUACCAUUCAACCCCAACUCUGAAAAAUAAAGCAGGCUUAGAAGUACAGUGAAGGGUCAAAUUAUGAGAGACGUGGUUCUCAGAUUGAUGCAUUUGGUUCCCAGGAGCUUUAUAACCAGAUAUAGAAAAAAUAAGUAUUUCAAUCCACUGAUAUAAAAUGAUGAAUCUCUGAGCAUUAGAAGGUUUGAAAGCCACUGCAC
Molecule: messenger RNA, 4636 nt
Organism: Scomber japonicus (chub mackerel)
Lineage: Eukaryota; Metazoa; Chordata; Actinopteri; Scombriformes; Scombridae
Gene: phkb
Product: phosphorylase kinase, beta
Exons: 31
Coding region: 112-3369 (1085 amino acids)
Biological process (GO): glycogen metabolic process
Cellular component (GO): phosphorylase kinase complex
Molecular function (GO): calmodulin binding
Source: RefSeq, a predicted model, not a curated record